This is a messenger RNA of Colletotrichum karsti, 255 nucleotides long. RefSeq lists its product as uncharacterized. NCBI's taxonomy places the organism in Eukaryota, Fungi, Ascomycota, Sordariomycetes, Glomerellales, Glomerellaceae. The record is from RefSeq and is a predicted model, not a curated record. Bases 1 to 255 code for a protein of 84 amino acids. The transcript has 2 exons.
AUGCCCUCCAAACUCGAGACCGCCGUCACCAACGCCCUCAACCAGGCCCAGACCGCCAGCGGCAAGAGCAAGGACGACGUCAUGAAGAUGGCCAACUCGAUCGCCGGAAAGUACCUCAAGAAGAACGGCAUCGAGACCACCACCAUCCACCGCUGCGAGGUCUCCGGCUACAGCCGUUCCUACGAGAACCGCAGCAGUCUGCUCCGCCACUACAAGAAGGACCACCCCGGUCAGAGCCCUGAGGACGAGGCGUAA